AUGGAUGUCCUCGGGAACGACAAAAGAUGGCUUGUAACUCUUGUUGCCUCAAAUAAGGUCGUAGCUCCAGUUUUACAGGAUAUCGUGAAACAAGGAAUGGACAAGCUGUAUGCUUCCCUAGAUAAUCACCUUAAUGGCUUACCGACACCUCGCAGUCUACAAACACUGACCUAUGCAGAUGUAUGCCAUCUGACAGCCACUCCAAGUCCUGCUUCUUUGCUUAAAGACCUAAAUUUCGGAAAUAUUAACAACAAUUCUUGUGUUCAUGGAAGGACCAAAAUGGCCUACAACUACAAUGUAAACAGCCCAGUUGAUCUUGCCAAGCUUUAUCUCCCAGACUACCUGGCAGUAUUCUCGGCAUUCGACAAAUCUAUGGAUUUGAGUGCCGCUCUUAGACUUUUGGGAUGUAGGAAGUAUCCCAUACAAAUAUUCGUGUCUUCCAAUCCUUUCCACGAUAUUCAGUCGUUGGCAGAUGAUGUCAGAGAGAAUGUUAGGAAUCGGGGAAGUCAUUUUAAAGAGAGUGACUGGACCCAAAUUUUCUUUGACCAGUGCUUUGACAAGUUAAAGGCUCUGCUCAAAUAUCUGCCCCUGCUUCCCGUCAAAAAAAAGGAGCUUUUGGAUGAACUUUCUGCAUGGAAAACAGAGGGUACUGGAAAUGUCUCAACUAGUGUAAUAUAUUUUACCUACUAGUUACCUACUGUAACUACGCAACGAAUAGCUUGUUAAUAUAGCAAUUCUCCAGGUUGAAUGUUAAUUCAAGACCAGUAUAAAUACGCUUAAAGAGAGCAGAGACGUGGCUUUCCAGGGGUCACAGGGCAUUCUUCCCGGAAAUUUGAAAAUGUAUGUUUUUGGCUGCAUUUCCAGUAUUUUCGAAAACAUUAACCACUUAGGAACCAAACUCAGCGCAAACUCCUAACCUUGUUCGUGCUCAUGACGCUUGACUACUCUCCGUUCACAGGGAUUAAGCCCACUGCAUAAUUUUGUGGCAGGGCAUAUUCCUGGCUUUCAUUCAUGGUCCUUUGAGUAUGUUUUUGUUCGUUUAUUGUCUUUUAUUCGCAUCAAAUCAAACUAUACCGCCUGCGAUUGCCAUCAUGUUUUUCAUUCCCUCGGCAACUCACGCGAAUCUCCGCAAAUCUCCCGCGAAUCUCCGUAAAUCUCCCGCGGGUUUUCCCUGUACCAACGUAGUCGCUGCAACAUACUCAGAGGAGGCCGCUUUAGUAAUAUGAAGUAGAAACUGUCUUAUUUAUUACUCAAAUGCCGUAUCUACAGUGACAACAUAUCAUUUCCUCCUACCAAUUACUUCGCUUACUGCUCUACCUUAUAUCAAUACAGUCAUCAUCAUUAUCAUCAGCGACUUCAGAGUUGACAUUAUUAUUAUUGUUAUUAUUAUUAUUAUUAUUAUUAUUAUUAUUAUCACCAUAAUUUGUAAUACAGUCAUCUUUUUUAGGUUUCAAGAGGAUUGUUGACAAUGACGUCAAAGAUCUACUGGAAAAAUUCAAAAACGUCAAACUUGCUUCAAUUAAUGACAAAUUGGACGACAUGCCAACUAGAGAGGAGAACGAAAGAGUGACAGAAAAGCUCUUUUCUUUUCACACCAGUAUGAUGGAUAGAUUAGAUAGAAUGCAAUCCUUACUUCGAAAAGUUGAGCACAAGCUAGACGGUAAGUCUAAAGACAACAAGUACUAGCAAUUUGUAAAAUUGAAAAAAGAGAAGACUCUUCUGGUCGCUAACAAUUUCAAGCGCGUAAAUUUCCCAUUAACAUUCGCGAGCGAAUGGAGGACCACGUAGAUAGAUACAGAUGGAUAACUUGUUAUUGUUGUGUUGCAAAAGUGUGCAGUUUUGCUUAUUGGACACGCCAGUACUGUCGUCACGUACAGAAUCAAGAGUCCUAAUUGUUCUGUAAUUUAAGAGAUUUCUAGCAGUUUUUAUAUUGUACCUUUACAUGCGAACAGAACAAUACGAGCAUAGAAAUUCACCGAUCAUGCUUCAAUCAUUUCAAGAACCACACUUCUUUUCUAUUAACUCGGUUGCAUUUGUUAAAUUACGCAGGCAUUAGCGUCAGUGCUCUAAAUCAAGAAGGUAGGAAGAGUGUUCACUCUCAAGAAUCGAGCGUCUUAUCUACAGACGCCGCUUCCAAAGAAACCCGCCAAAUGAGGGAAAAGGUAACAUAAUAUGAUAACAAAUAGUUUCCAGUCAAAGGCCCAGACAUUAGACAAAAACAUAAUUUAUUUACUGGGUUCUGGUUUGCCAGUCCUGGGGUUCAUGUCGAUAAAAAAGUCAGCAUUGUAUCAGCUGCGAUAUACACUAAAACGAGGAUAAAAAUUACGAUUUAAGCACAGUUUUAAAUCACCCGAGAGAAGCAAAACAAGAGGACAAUUAGACUCUGACAAAGAGUUCCAGAAAGGUUAUCGAAACGACAGCCCCCCACUAUCUUCAACGGUUAAACUAUUGCUAUGCAAUUUUUCGUCGGAGUGUAUAUUAUAUCUAUAUAUCUAUCUAUAUCUAUAACUAUCUAUAUAUCUAUAUAUCUAUAUCUAUAGCUAUAUCUAAAUCUAUCCAUAUAUAUAUCUAUAUAUAUAUACAUAAGUUAAAGAAUUAAAUAGGGCACAUCGAUUCUCUGUGUCUGGUCACGAGAAUCGAUGCGUCCUCUUUAAUUCUUUAACUUAUGUAUACUUAGCUCUGCUACCACAGCAUUGAGUAUUUUAUGCCAAGGUAGACUCUACCCGCACAUUCAUUUAUAUAUAUAUAUAUAUAUAUAUAUAUAUAUAUAUAUAUAUGUAUGUAUGUAUACAUGUAUGUAUAUAUAUAUAUGUGUAUAUGUGUAUGUGUAUAUAUAUAUAUGUGUAUAUAUAUAUGUGUAUAUAUAUAUAUAUAUAUAUAUAUAUAUACAGAAAACGACCUCAAGACUAGAUACAGAAACCACACCGCAUCAUUCCGACACACAAGACUCAGAAACUCUACCGAACUCAGCAAGCAUAUCUGGACCCUUAAAGAAAUUAACAUUAACCACUAUAUUUCAUGGCGUAUCCUUUCAUCAAGAUCACCCUACAACAGCGCAAACAAAAGAUGCAACCUCUGCCUCAGAGAAAAAUUACUCAUCAUUCGCCGACCCGAAUUAUCAUCACUCAAUAAACGUAAUGAGCUCGUGUCCUCAUGCCGCCACAGAAACAAAACGUAACUAUGUGACAAUUGAAGUAUUAUUUUUAUGCAAAUUUAUAAAGUAUAUAAACGAUGGUACGAAAAUUCUUAACAAUAAAAUCCCUUGAUGAGUGAGCAGUGAGCAAUCACGAAACAGGCUUGUAGGGAUGAAAGUAUUGUCUUUUUGUUUUUUUCCUCUAUCGCAACACACAUCUAUAUAUAUAUAUAUAUAUACUUCAAAAUUGUCUUUCUUCCCUUAGGACGAAAACCCAGAAUCGAUGUGUGAGCUUCGAGCUGAAAUUGCCAAAGUAAGUCAACUACUAAAUUGUGUGACAGUUUUGAUGUAGUGCAAGCUUUUACAAAUUGCUAUGUCUUUGCGUUAUUCUUUUCACUUUUUUUUUUAAAAAACUAGUUUUUGAUUUUCAUCGAAAUUGGUCUUAAAAUUCUACUCCGAUCAAAUCCUCUUUUUCACUGUAAUAUGCUUAUGUGAGUAGUACUUGAUACUUGGGAGGGGCGCAGCUUUGAGAGCACUCGCCUCACACCACUGUGGUUUGGGUUUGAUUUACGGACUUGGUGUCACAUGUAUGUUAAGUUUUUCGUUGGUCCUCUUCCCUGCCCCGAUGGUUUUUCGUCUUUUAGAUUUGACGAAUCUCGGACCAGGAGCCUCCCUCUCAGCCCUCUAGUUUUCUCUUGAUAUGAGAAGUGGUGAUAAUCAGCGGUUUUAUACGUACAGCUUACAGUUAGCAGAAGAGGUUUUUAAAAGCAAGCACGAGGCGAUUGUCUAAGCCAAGUUACUUUCGGGAGAAGGACAAAAUAAAACCAACAUUUUGAAUUCCAAUCCAACCUGGAAACAAUGGACGAGAAGGCCAACUCGUGGAAUGUCCACCGCUAAAUUAUUUGAUCCCAUUAUUAUCGUUAAUGUUAUUGUUUUUGUAUGUCCCAUCAUUCCGAUUUUUAUGUUCUCAGCAAGAACUGCUCUUGCUAUCCUUCAAGUUCUUGAAUUUUUACACAGACUCUUCUCUUCGGUACUUGUGCUACGUUUCGGAUAGCCCUAUUAAUGAUCAAAAUUAGUUUGUGAGGGUAUUCUCUGUGUAACGGUGCGUCAUGAACAUUGUUAUUGUGAUUAUUAUAAGUGUCUUAGUAGCAAAGUGCUAAAAAGGCAGUCCUAUUUUACAGUUAUCAAGAAGAACUCUACACAAAGCUGCAAUCAGCGGUCGAUGCAACGUUGUCAAAGUACUUCUUGAAAGUGGUGAAGAUGUGGACCAGACGGAUAGGGUUACUAGCUUGAUUUUGCGUUUAGAUGUGUCUGUUCUUUUUGCUCCUUUGUACCAUAGAUUAAAAAGUAUUUGACCUUUAUCCAACGAUUUGCUUUGAUUUUGCAGUUUAAUUUAACGCCUCUUCACCUUGCCGCGUGGUAUGGGCAACGAGCUGUUGUAGAACUCUUGUUAAAGCACGGUGCAAAUGUGAAUGCUGUAGACAGCGUAAGUUGGUGACCACUCGUGUUUCUGUUCUUUUUGGCAAUAUAUGUCAGAUGUACAGUACUGACAAAAUAUUCCAGGCAAGAAAAGACUUGCAUAAGCUCUGGAAACCUUUCUUUUACAGAUUGUAUCUCGUGUCCAGGAAAACCGAUCUUAUUGAGUGAGUGGCAGUUACUCUAAUAUUUUGACCUUUGCAAAUUGAUAAUUUUUUACCUUUUAGUUUAAAAAAACAGCGCUACAAAAAGCUGAACACAACAAUCACCGAUGCAUUAUUGAGCUGCUUCUGAGGAAUAACGCGAGUCCCAGCUAUAACCAACCGGUAUGGUCAAAUCUUUAUUCUUCUUUCAUGUUUUGAAACUGCUUCUAAAAGCAUAUUACAUCAGGAUAACUCGAUAAGAUUAAGCAAACGCUUCUUUUAAUUACGGUUGUUUACUACCAGUUCGCAGUAGUUUUAUGUUUGGUGCACAGCCUCGUUUCUAUGGUCUUAGCGUCUUCUUCCAUCAACACCGAACAGCAGUGCAUACAUUUUGUUGUUCACCUACGUUUCGUUCAAUCUUGGAAUGUUCCACCGCGAAGAGGUCUAAAAUAUGACGCACAGAAUCUUAAAUGGAAGAGAAUCUUUGUCUUGAUGACUUAACUGAGAUUGUGAUACAACAUUGCCAUUUUCAGUGUUAUUGAAUAAUAACCCUGAAAUGAUGUUACAGUUUUUAUAUUGAAUUUUAUGUUGAACUCGUCAUCACAUGCCAUACUUGUGUCAGUGCCACACAACACCAACAUGAUCUGAAUCGUUUGAGUUUAUCUUAAGAACUAGUUUUCAGUCCUGAGUUUGGUUUUUGUUUUUGUUUUUUUUUGAUAAAUUACCGACCAUAACCUAUUUUUCAUUACAGCCUAGUCUACUGUCCCUUUCAAGAAAAGCUUUUCUCCAUGUAGAUGGGCGAUCUGGCUACAAUCAACUGCAGGCGGCUGUAUUUCAUAGCGAUUAUGACACUCUUAAGAAAGCUCAUGUCCCCCUUGAGAAUUUUGUCCAAGACAUGACUUUACAAAAAACAGGAAGCCAUGCAAAGGUAUUUCCUGGAAAAACUGCAUUAGAGAUUCUCUUGGCUCUCCAAGAUAAAGGAGAAGGAAAUGUUAAAAUAGAAAAAUUGCACAAAAAGUGUAUUGAGAUAAUUGAUACACUAAGUGAGCUGCACUUGUGUCAAGACAACAAUGAUGUAGAGAAGGCUGUCGAGAUGGUUCUGAACGAGGGUGUGGACAUUAACAUCCCAGGGAAAAGCAACCGUACACCUUUGAUGUGGGCAAGUCUAUCAGCCACUGGUGAGUUUAUUAAGACCCUCAUUAAUCUUGGAGCUGACGUAAAUGCUCAGAGGACAGACCACAAGAUUGCACCUUUGUCUCUGGCAGCUUACUGGAACAACCUCAUGGCCGUUGAUAUCCUUUUAAAGCAUGGAGCCGAUGUGAGUCUUCUAAAUAUCUCAAAAUGGACAGAAUUGCAUCAGUGUGCAGAAAAAGGAUUCUUAAGUGUCUCCCGGUUACUAAUUGAUUCGGGAUGCGACAUCAACUUGCGCGACAACAAAGGCCAAACUCCGCUUUACUUAGCCGUCAAAAAUAAACACAAAUACAUAGUCAAAUGUUUACUUGAAAGUGAAGCCGAUGUAAAUAUGAAAUACAAUGAGAAUGCAAGUGAUAGAAUUUACCUUGUUCGUGGGAAGGACAGAGGGAAACUAGCGUGGCGUUAUGUCCUAGUAGAGAAAGCUCUGUUGCCCUCGUUCUUUAUGCACGCUAAUGGUGGUAGUCUUAACGUUGCAGACUUUGGACUCGUCCUCACGAGUGGAUCGGGAAAGGAUCCUCCAGAGGACGUACGGAAGAAUAUUAAUGAAAUGGGCGCUACCUUUCCUGACACCCAAAGUCAGACAGUUCUUCAUGUUGCCUGCAAAAGUGCUAGUCUCGAGAUUGUAGAUUUACUUGUGAAAUACAAAGCAGAUAUAAACGCCUACGACGCAGACGGUUUCACACCACUGCAUUUGGCAGCGAUGUAUGGCAACAUUCAAGUAGUUAAAAGACUGGUUGAACUCAAUGCCGACGUUAGCUUGAAAGUGGAUGGAAAGGAUGCGGCUGACUUGGCUCGCAUGAACGAAGAAACAAAAAUUGGGGAGUAUCUUAACCCGAUAAGAAGCCUUUCCCAAAGAGACUCGGAAAGUCAGUCAGCGGAAAGUCAAUCGGCGGAAAUU
This is a messenger RNA of Pocillopora meandrina, 6844 nucleotides long. The record is from the annotation of a GenBank genome assembly. Lineage: Eukaryota; Metazoa; Cnidaria; Anthozoa; Scleractinia; Pocilloporidae.